AUGUUUCAGCCUCUGUACCAACACGUCGUCGAGGAACGCCGAGUCGCAAAGCGGCUGCCCUCGUAUGCUGAACACACGAGCGGCGGACACGCUCGCGAGGCGGUGUUGGCCACCAUCGAGGAGACACUCGACAGACUCGGUCCGCAGCUGCGGCAGCUCAGCCUGGACAUUUGGAGCCAUCCCGAGACCUUGUGGGAGGAACGACACGCCCAUGAUGCGCUCACGUCGUUCAUGUCUGAGCACGGCUUCGACGUGACUCCGCAUUACCUCGGCCUCGCCACGGCCUGGCGCGCCGUCUACUCUCGUGCGCCUUCGGUCGCCGGUGGCGGCGCUGCAGCGGCUCCCCGCGUUAUUGGGAUAAACUCUGAGAUGGAUGCGCUCCCUGGCAUCGGCCAUGCUUGCGGGCACAACUUGAUCGCGAUGGCCGGGGUUGGAGUCGCCCUUGCGGUCAAAGCCGUGCUCGAGCAGCAUGAUGUCCCGGGGAAGAUUGUCCUGCUCGGGACACCUGCCGAAGAGGGCGGAAACGGCAAGGGGAUCUUGUUGGAGCGCGGCGCGUACGAAGACAUGGACGCCUGCAUAAUGUGCCACCCGUCCGCUGGUGAGCCCAACACAGCAUCUCUUGGCCCGUCGUUGGCCAGGCAGGAAGUCGACGUCGAGUUCUUUGGACACGGAUAUUCCAUCUAUGCGCUCGCUCAUCUCAGCGCACACGCCGGCGCAGCCCCAUGGGAGGGACAGAACGCUCUGGAUGCCGCGUUUCUUGCGUACUCGAGCGUAUCCGUACUUAGACAACAAAUCAAGCCCACCCACCGCGUGCAUGGCAUUGUCAUCGGAAAGGACUGGGCCCCGAACAUCAUACCUGACAACGCGCAAAUGCGCUGGGUCGUGCGCGCGCCCACCUGGGACGAAGUGGAGACCCUCAGCAAGCGUGUAGUGGCAUGCUUUGAGGCGGCGGCACACGCUACCUCUUGCAAGUUCAAGAUCGGUACCGGCGCCGGAGCCUAUGACUUGCGGCAGAACAAGCCACUUGGCCAGGAAUUUGCCCAGAUUGCCAAGCGUUAUGGAGUCACGGCUGAAUUUGACGGAGGAAUGUCCGCUUCAACCGAUUUUGGGAAUGUUACUUACGCUCUUCCGUCACUUCAUCCUGGUUUUACUAUUCCGACGCAGCCCAACGGCGGAAACCAUACGCCGCAGUUCACCGAAGCAGCUGCCACACUGGAUGCACACUCCAAGACGAUCACAGUUGUCAAGGCUUUAGCCGCCGUGGGGUUCCGUGUUCUCGAUGAUGCUGAGUUUGCAAAGAAAGCCAAGUUGGCGUGGGAGGAGGAUAUGCACAUGGAACACAUGUCCCGGUAG
This is a messenger RNA of Fibroporia radiculosa, 1353 nucleotides long. RefSeq lists its product as uncharacterized. Bases 1 to 1353 code for a protein of 450 amino acids. NCBI's taxonomy places the organism in Eukaryota, Fungi, Basidiomycota, Agaricomycetes, Polyporales, Fibroporiaceae. Gene Ontology annotation, molecular function: dipeptidase activity. The transcript is spliced from 10 exons. The record is from RefSeq and is a predicted model, not a curated record.